AUGGGCUUCCUCCUCGCAUCCAGCGCGCUGCUCGUGCUCUACGCCGCCGUCAACCUCUUCGGCCUCUACUACGGCGACGACUGGGGCGGGCUCUACGAGUCCAUCACGGGUUCCGUCGCCCUGUUCGGCCGCGUCGGCGGCGGCAUCUACACCAAGGCCGCUGACGUCGGCGCCGACCUCGUCGGCAAGGUCGAGCGCAACAUCCCCGAGGACGACCCUCGCAACCCCGCGGUGAUCGCCGACAACGUGGGGGACAACGUCGGCGACAUCUCCGGGAUGGGGUCGGACCUGUUCGGGUCGUACGCGGAGCCGUCCUGCGCCGCGCUCUUCGUGGCCUCCAUCUGCUCCUUCGGGGCGGAGCACGACCUCACGGCGAUGAUGUACCCGCUGCUCAUCAGCGCCGUCGGCCUGCUCGUGUGCGCGAUCACCACCGUCGUCGCCACCGACGUCACCGAGGUGAAAGAGUCCGACGAGGUCGGGCCGGCGCUCAAGCGGCAGAUCCUCAUCUCCACCGUGCUCAUGACUGCCGGCGUCGCCGCCGUCACCUUCUUCGUCCUGCCGCCCAGCUUCACCCUCUUCGACUUCGGCAACGACAAGCACGUCAAGAACUGGCACCUGUUCAUCUGCGUGUCGGCCGGUCUGUGGGCGGGGCUGGUGAUCGGCUACGUCACCGAGUACUUCACGAGCAACGCGUACGGGCCGGUGCAGGCGGUGGCGCGGUCGUGCAGGACGGGCGCGGCGACGAACGUCAUCUUCGGGCUGGCGGUGGGGUACAAGUCGGUGAUCGUGCCCAUCCUGGCCAUCGCGGCGGCGAUCUACGCCAGCUUCCGGCUGGCGGCCAUGUACGGCAUCGCGCUGGAAGCGCUGGGGAUGCUGAGCACCAUCGCCAAGGGGCUGGCCAUCGACGCCUACGGGCCCAUCAGCGACAACGCGGGGGGCAUCGCGGAGAUGGCCGGCAUGCCGCGACGGGUCCGGGAGCGGACGGACGCGCUCGACGCCGCGGGCAACACCACGGCCGCCAUCGGCAAGGGGUUCGCCAUCGGCUCCGCGGCGCUGGUGUCGCUGGCGCUCUUCGGCGCGUACGUCAGCCGGGCCGGGAUCACGGCGGUGGACGUGCUGAUCCCGUGCGUGUUCGUGGGGCUCCUCGUCGGCGCCAUGCUCCCCUACUGGUUCUCGGCCAUGACGAUGCGGAGCGUCGGCAGCGCCGCGCUGCGGAUGGUGGAGGAGGUGCGCCGCCAGUUCGAUACGAUCCCGGGCCUCGCCGAGGGCCUCGCCGUGCCGGACUACGCCACCUGCGUCAGGAUCUCCACCGACGCCUCGCUCAAGAAGAUGAUGGCGCCCGGCGCGCUCGUCAUGCUCAGCCCGCUCGUCGCCGGCACGCUCUUCGGGGUCGAGACGCUCGCGGGGCUCCUCGCCGGCGCACUCGUCUCCGGCGUCCAGGUCGCCAUCUCUGCCUCCAACAGCGGGGGUGCAUGGGACAACGCCAAGAAGCCGCCAUGUCGGAGGAGGCGAGCGAGGUCGCUGGGGCCCCAGGGAUCGGAGGCGCACAAGGCGGCGGUGAUCGGAGACACCAUCGGAGACCCGCUCAAGGACACCUCCGGCCCGUCCCUCAACAUCCUCAUCAAGCUCAUGGCCGUGGAGUCGCUCGUCUUCGCGCCCUUCUUCGCCGCGCACGGUGGCAUCAUCUUCGACCACCUCUGA
Messenger RNA from Miscanthus lutarioriparius, 1701 nucleotides. The record is from the annotation of a GenBank genome assembly. NCBI's taxonomy places the organism in Eukaryota, Viridiplantae, Streptophyta, Magnoliopsida, Poales, Poaceae.